Molecule: messenger RNA, 2328 nt
Organism: Geodia barretti
Lineage: Eukaryota; Metazoa; Porifera; Demospongiae; Tetractinellida; Geodiidae
Source: the annotation of a GenBank genome assembly
AUGUCAUUCAGAGCUGGCUACCGUCGACCGGAACCUCCACCCAUACCGUCAGUAUACCAGGUCCAGUUUACGUGGAAAUCUGGACACCAGCCUGAGGCACCUCUGCUGCAAGCUGCCGAGAGAUUGAGACGUAACGAAGGGGCGGGGAGGGAGGGAGGAGGAGGUGAGAAGAAGAGGAAGAAAUCGAGAGACCCACAAGUAAACGGUCAUCCACCUUCGCAUGACAAAGUGGAGCAACUGAAUAGACAGAGUGUAUUUGGGGUGUUUCGCGUACUAAAAGUUGUGGGUAUUGAUGUUGAUGAACGACAGCUAACGAGAGGGGCCAGGGGGUUCUCUAGCUCCCAGUCACCAGGGCCUGUGGUUCGGAGUCCAAGAAAGAGAUCUGAUGUAACUGAUCCUCGACUCAUCACUCCGUCUCCUGUACCGGCCCCCCUGCUCCCCGGACCCCUCAGAACCUGGGGGACCGAAUAUUCCACUCGGUUCAAGUCCCCCCUCGACUUCAAGUACAUCCGUGGGGCCUGGAUAGAGACGCCACACCCAACUCCUACCAACUCCAAAAUUGUUUGUGAGCCAAGUCCUGUACACCCGUUAUCUGGGAGUAGGGCCAAAGGAAAGGCACACGAACCAGAGGUUGAGAAUGAGUCUAGUGAUGAAGAAGAGAGAGAAAGAAAGGGAGAGGGAGAGAGGGGGGCUGAUGAGUGUCCAAUCCUUCCUCGGGAAUCUCUGCUAGCCCAGUUGAACGAGAUCCGCCACAAGGCCGUCGAGUAUCGUCAGAGAUCGGAGGGUUGCCACUUUCUUCCCGCCCACUCAUCGUGGCAUCUCCCAGCAGCAGACAGCGAGAGGGCCACCACUCCAAUUAGAGCCCACCCCUCUGAUUCGUCUAGUUUAUCGUCGCCGAGUGUUGAAGAGCCUAUUGAGGAGAAUGGAAUGAAGCACCCGCGGUAUUCUGUGCCUCGCCCUCUCACAAACGGUCGGCCACAUCUUGUUGAUGUUGAGGAUGAAGAACAGGAAGAGGAAGAGAGAGAGGGAGAAGAAGAUGAGGGAGAAGGGGAGGGGGAAAGCUUCGACAGCAGCGAAUCAGAAGAGGAUGAAGAUUCUAGACCUGCCAGAAGCACACCAAACAUUGUCAAGAGCCCUGAACUAAAAUCUCACAGAGUUUUAGCUACAACAAGUGGAAGUAGAUUCCCAACUCUCUCUUCCUCCGCAACUCCUAAUGGGGAAGUUGAAGGCAGAAUACCCACGCCGAUUCUCCAACAAUCGUCCGAAUACGUGUUACGGCAUCAUUUGGACCGCACCACCCCGUCAUCUGGUGCAGUGCUAACAUCACCAAACCGUCCCGCCUUCGUCAAAACGUCGUCACAGGGUAAACCUGGCACUUUACGUAUGGGUGACAGGGAUGUUGGGAAAGUAUUGCGCAGUAAUGGUGGAGUGUGGGCAGCCCCUGUUUCAACGAGGCCGUCAGGACAUGGGGGAAAGACGGCUGCGUCAGAGGCAAGGAAGAAGGGGCUGCAUCUCUCACAGGUGAGCGCAAAGUUGAAACGAGAUCCCAGCCUCCUGAGCAGUGCCCCUACACGAUCGACAUCACACCCUCACACCCUCCCCAAAUCCUCCCUGGCACUGCACUCACAUGAGCCUCCACCAGCUAUGCCACACGCACCGGGAACACGCCGGGCACAUUACACCCUCCCCACCUCCCCUCCUCACCCUUCUCCGCCCCACUCUACCAUCUCCAGCCUCCUCAGCAGCCUUCGCACGUCUUCCUCCUCGAAUCCGCCAAACCAAAAACUCAACUACACCAACGCAAGUGUCAGACGAAAAUUCCCAGAGAGUUCAACACGACCGACAAACCCUCGGUGCUGUUCGUCUCACACUCGCAGUACAAGUGGGCAAUGUGAUAUCUGCGGGGCUUGGUUGCGCAAGACCCUUCCUCACACAGGUGUUCAGGUAGAGAAUUCGUCGUGGAAUCGCCAACAGCCACGAUCUGCGGUGCCUCUGGGGUCAUUAGGGUCGCACAAAUACAGGGGGCCCGUCACUCAACUCUCGGAAAAACUCGAGACCCGAGGAGUUUCUUCGAGUUCUGCGGGGUCCGGUUCAAUUUCCCCUCAACCAAACGGGGUUCAGUUUUCAAAUUCACCCCAGGGCCCCCCUAGAGUAAGAGCUACAGUUCCACCACAGACUAAUCCGCGACCGCUAAAAGCAGCUGACGAACUUUCAAUCUCGUCUCUGUCUCUGUCGAGCUGUUCGGUUGCCUCAGAUCUGCUCAGGAAGGCUCGCGAAAGAAGAGAGAAAUUCUGGACUCAACCACCUCCCAAUCCUACACAUACAUGA